This is a messenger RNA of Chinchilla lanigera (long-tailed chinchilla), 1488 nucleotides long. It is a transcript of the gene Rnf166, whose product is annotated as ring finger protein 166. Gene Ontology annotation, molecular function: ubiquitin protein ligase activity. Lineage: Eukaryota; Metazoa; Chordata; Mammalia; Rodentia; Chinchillidae. The record is from RefSeq and is a predicted model, not a curated record. Gene Ontology annotation, biological process: protein polyubiquitination; ubiquitin-dependent protein catabolic process.
GUUCUGUGGGGAGUGUCUCCAGCCAUGCCUGCAGGUGCCGUCUCCUCUGUGCCCACUCUGCCGCCUGCCCUUUGACCCCAAGAAAGUGGACAAGGCCUCCCAUGUGGAGAAGCAGCUGUCAUCCUACAAGGCACCCUGCCGGGGCUGCAACAAGAAGGUGACCCUGGCGAAGAUGAGAGUGCACGUGUCCUCCUGCCUGAAGGUCCAGGAGCAGAUGGCCAACUGCCCCAAGUUUGUCCCUGUGGUGCCCACAUCCCAGCCCAUCCCAAGGUGGGCAGCCUCCUGUGGGUCUGUAAGCAGCAACAUCCCCAACAGGUCCACCUUUGCCUGCCCCUACUGUGGCGCCCGCAACCUGGACCAGCAGGAGCUAGUGAAGCACUGUGUGGAGAGCCACCGCAGUGACCCAAACCGUGUGGUGUGCCCCAUCUGCUCAGCUAUGCCCUGGGGCGACCCCAGCUACAAGAGCGCCAACUUCCUGCAGCACCUGCUGCACCGGCACAAGUUCUCCUACGACACCUUUGUGGACUACAGCAUCGAUGAAGAAGCUGCCUUCCAGGCUGCCCUGGCCCUGUCUCUUUCUGAGAACUGAAGGCACAGUGGCCACGCCCAAGCCUGGGCCAGCGGAGCUGCUCUUGGCCCAAGGACCAAGAGCUUGCGGGCUGGGACGCCACCCGGCUGUCCCUCAGCUGUCAGCGACCACCUGGUCCUGGCCCGCAUCCCUGGGUCAUCGGUGCUUUGUGGGGCAGGUGCCGGCCAGCAGGACUCAGAGCAGUCGGCUGCCUCUUCCAAGCCAUGACAUUGUCCUUGCGUGAGGGCUGGGGUGCCCAGCUGAACUCCAGCAGGAGAGUGGAGGAGCAGCCCGGCGCCCCUGCCAGCCCAACCCGGCACCCGGCUAUGCUUCCACCGUGCGCAUUUGGUACUGGCUUUUGUGAUACUUAGAAACCCUCGCGUUUUUCUAUCUUAUCCCAUGUGGUAACCUUUUCACGUUUUAUAGAGCAAAGACAAAGCAGUUACACUUCAUAUUGCAAUAUCUGUGUUUGACUAGGAAGAAUAGUAUUUUUAUGGAACAUUUACAAAGUUAUAUUUUUUAGAAAAAAAAAUUCAAAAAUAAACCUUGUGUGGGACCAGAGGGCAUGAGUGGCUGGACACAGCUGGAGCCAGACAAGCUGGGGUCUCACCUGGGCCUGGUGCCCCAGGAGGUGGCAUCCCAGUCACUGUCACCACUCUUAUGAGGAUCUUGUUUGUGGCUUCUCUUUGGUGACAGCCAGGAAGGGGUCCCAGCAUCUGGCCAUGGCAGUGGCCUCCUCCUAGCUGGUCCUCACCUUGGUGGCUGCCAUCUCACCCAGAGCAGAGCUCUGGGGGUGCAGGCAGGGGCCUGUUUGGUGGUGGUCAGGCCAGAAAACACUCAUCAGUGCUCCUGUUCUGUUCAUGGCAUAAAUUAUUGCUGUCUUUUCAAAGAAUUUUCAAUAAAACAAUUCCAAGUACCUG